This is a messenger RNA of Aspergillus udagawae, 1860 nucleotides long. Its product is annotated as fungal specific transcription factor domain-containing protein. Gene Ontology annotation, biological process: DNA-templated transcription. Gene Ontology annotation, molecular function: zinc ion binding; DNA binding. Bases 1 to 1860 code for a protein of 619 amino acids. The record is from RefSeq and is a predicted model, not a curated record. NCBI's taxonomy places the organism in Eukaryota, Fungi, Ascomycota, Eurotiomycetes, Eurotiales, Aspergillaceae. The transcript has 2 exons. Gene Ontology annotation, cellular component: nucleus.
AUGGAGGCGAUGCUCACAGCCCUUGGUCGUCAGGUUGAAACCCAUCGCACAGUCUGUCUAUCCAGUGACUCAUCCAUGGUGCCCGGGUGGGCCAAUGUGCUUGUGCCUGUCGAUACUCCGCUACAACGACCCCAGCCCCCCAGAGCGACACCGACAGAGCCAUGCCACCCCGAACCACCGUGCCAUCAUGACAGAUCCCGGGCAACAAACACUCUCACAGUCUCAUCACCCGAAGCCCCCAGAGAGCGCCUCUCAUCGGCGUCGGAUCUGCCGACCGCCGAUCUGCUGUACAGCCUAAUCGACCUGUACUUCAAGCAUGUUAACACCUGGUGUCCUAUUUUGGACCGUCAGGGUACCUUUGAGUUGUUCUCCACCAUUCCUGGGCCUGAUAACCCGGAUUCCGUUGUCCUUUAUGCAAUUGUCGCUACUGCCUUGCGGUUCAGUCAGGACCCGUCCCUGACGCCACAUGCCCGCAGACAAUACUAUGAUGCGGCUAAAGCCAAGGUACUCCUUUGUGCUGUAGAAAAUCCCUCACUCCAGUCCCUUCAGGCCUUGGUGAUCCUCUCCUUUGACUUCCUCGGUUCGUCAAAUGGCCCACAGACAACAAACAUCAUCGCCCUUGUUGUUCAUACUACCCUCCAGUUAAAUCUACACGUCGAAUCCCCUCAUGCCCUGUCUUCCUCCGUGCGGGCCAUUGCCGGCUUCAGUCGGUUCCGCGACCGAAUCUUGCCGCAUCCCGACUCCUGGAGAGAAGAAGAAGGGCGCCGUCGUCUAUUCUGGAUGGCGUACAUCUUGGAACGCUACGCUGCGGUUGCUACGGGCUCGGACUUUGUGUUGCCUGAAUCUAGUAUUGACCGCGCCCUCCCGUGUCGCUAUGACCUGUUCUCCAGGAAUCAGCCGGUAGAAACCCGCUGGUCCAGGGAUCUGAGGGGCGCGGAGAUUGUCAUUGACCAUCCCGAAAACCUCGGCAGCUUUUCCUACCACUGCGAGAUCGUUCGUAUUCUGAGUCGCAUCCACCUCUUCCUCCAGACGCCGGUCGACAUUUGCUCCCUGGCAGAGGUUCAGAAGUGGGAAAGGACCUUCCAAGAGUUGGAUUAUGAGCUGAAUAGUUGGUUGGGGAGAUUGCCGGGUGAUUACAGUAACGUCUCGCAGCUCUGUCACUCGGAUCCGACAAGCAAAAUCUCAAACUGGAUCACUCUACAUGCCGCGUUCGUCACGGCGGUAGUGCGGUUGCACUCCUGUGCUGCUUACCCACCGGUCCAGUCGCAUAUCUUCCACUCUUCACUCAAUGCAUCGCAACGCUGCCUCGCGGCAGUCCGUAGUCUACACGGAAUUGCCCAAGAGGUUGUGGACACCGGCAUGCUUGACCUGAUGGGGCCUCAAUUUGCCCUGGCUUUAUCCAUCGUGGCUCGUCUCCUGCUCGUCCAUACCGGUAGCAAAGGUGGUGUAUUGGACCCCAGCUACGAAUUCUUCAUCUUGACACUUCAGCAGAUGGGCCAGCAGUGGAGUUCAGCAGAGGACUGUGCCUCGAUGCUACGAAAGAUAUCCAACCAAGUGCUGAUGCAGCGCCCAUCACAAGCUCCAGCUGCAAAUGAGCUUGCCAGGAUGCGGAUGAUUGCCUACCAAAUCAAUAUUUCAGCAACUCGCUUCCCACAUCCUGGGACCCUUCCCGUCAGGUCGCUCUCCAUUGAGGACCUUGAAUGUCUUGAAAUUUUCGACUUUUUCAACUAUCCUCGACUUCCGCCUGCCAUGGCCGUCGUUCCCAGCAUGUAUAGGUUUACACACAAUGUCGAGGAUCCCAUCGCAGCCAGCGAUUACUCCCUAACCACACCACAUCUGCCACCUAGUUCUCAGAUAUAA